Peronospora matthiolae is the source of this 2154-nucleotide messenger RNA. NCBI's taxonomy places the organism in Eukaryota, Oomycota, Peronosporomycetes, Peronosporales, Peronosporaceae. The record is from the annotation of a GenBank genome assembly.
AUGUCAAGUCGGAAGCCUUCGUCAAGUACUCCAAGUCAGACCCAAAUGUCGUCCAGCAAGACGCGGAUCAAGGCCAAACGGCGCUAUUUACUGAAAGUGACGCCAAUUGAAGCGUGGGACCUGCUGCCCACCGAGUCCAUUCGAGGCCGAAGUUCCUACUGUACGCUCGUGCUGCUGGACGAACACAAGCGGGAGAUCAAGGGCGAGAAGCAGCGCACGCCUGCGAUGCGGCACGCGAAUCCCGUGUGGAGUCCGCUGAAAGCUGCGGUACUGCGGUCCUUAGAGAGCAACGUCGAGUCCCACCAGCCACUGGGAAUUGGAGCAGCAGCGGCGUCGGAAGAGUACACUUUUGGGAUCCAGACGAACUUGGUGAACGCCAAGUACGUGCUGGUAAAGUGCAAAGACAAGGGACGAGUCGAGAGCGAGGAUUUGGGACGACUGUUGCUUAGUUUAGAAGACAUGAACACCAGUGGGGAAGAGCGGGUGGCGUGGUACGACUUGCAAUUGCGUCCUGGUGGUAAAAUGAAGCGUGUGCAGGGCAAAGUACGGAUAUCGAGUCGCAUUGUGCGCGAGCCAAGUUUGUGGCAGCUGUGGACGUGUGCGGAGCAGAUGAGGCAGGAGUUGCACGCACGGGAUCGUAGUUUGUACUUGAAACCACAUCCGAAUGUGAUCACGGGCAAAGAGGUACUGGAGUGGAUGCUGUGUCAUGGACUGAAUCGUCCCAUGCGUGGAGGCGUGACGUGCUCGACUGCUGAAGAAGCUUUGUUACUUGGUACAGCGCUUAUUCGUAAUGGAAUCAUGAUGCACGUGUCAGGAGAUCGGAGAUUCACCAAUAGCACGUGGAAGUACUAUCGUUUUAUGGUAAAUCAUUUAGACGCAGCUGUGCAGACGGAAGCUGUCCGACAGCGUGAUAUGAUCCUUUCGGGUGAGGCAGAAGAAGUGGAAGACACGGAAGAGGAGGUGUUGACUCGUUCUAUGAUGGCCACGUCUGUGUGCAAUGAAGAGGAACAUGGAUUAGGUGCGUCGCAAGUGCACGACGAUGUUACCGGCGGUUCGGACGCGACAGGAUCGGCACAGGCUGGAGACUCUGAUAAAGGCAAAUCCAAGUCAACGAUCAAGAUUGAAGACUUUCAGCUGCUCAAGGUACUUGGUACUGGAACGUAUGGUCGUGUGUUGUCUGCACGUGGCCCCGAUGGAAAUGUCUACGCCAUCAAGAUCAUCACGAAGAUUGGCAUGGACGAGAACAUGCGUCGUAACGCAAAGAUUGAGCGGGAUAUGCUGCGUGAAGUUCGCCAUCCGUUUGUGGCGUCGCUGCUAUUUGCUUUCCAGAACGAAGAUAAGGUGUACAUGGGCAUGGAGUUUUAUAAUGGUGGUGACUUGCGCCAUCACUUGACGAUGAACCAGAGUGGCGAGCUGAAGCUUACGCCUGGGCGCAUUGUAUUUUACGCAGCAGAGUUGGUGGCGGGUCUGGCACACCUGCACAGUCUCGACAUCAUCUAUCGUGAUCUCAAGCCAGAGAACGUUCUUAUCCAAAAAGAUGGUCACAUCGUGCUUGUGGACUUUGGCCUUUCAACGUAUGCAAAGGAGGGGGAUGACAAGAAAGCACACUCACUUGCUGGCUCGCCAGAGUACAUUUCGCCUGAGGUUCUCGCUGCCGCAACCCCUAAGAAGGGCGAAGCUCUUGCCGUGUACGACACAACGUGCGAUUGGUGGAGUCUUGGCAUUCUUAUCUUUGAAAUGUAUGUUGGACGUACACCUUUCAAAGACGACAACACUGCUAUUAUGUACCGCAAUAUUGCUGAAGGGUUUUUGUACAUUCCGCCCGAAUUACCUGAAGACGUUCGGUCCCUACUUGCCGGCUUGAUUGAGCGAGAUCCAUCAAGGCGGCUAGGAGCCAAUGAGGCCGUGCCGUUUUCGAUCAUGAUGCACCCGUUCUUCAAUGGUAUUGACUGGGAAGCUCUGCAGCAGAAGAAGGUGCAGCCAGAGUGGGUACCAGACGUCAUCGAUGAUGCUGACGCCAAGUACAUCGACAAUGAGUUCAUUAACCAGGUACCAGUGGAUACACCCGAGUGGCGCAUGCUCGAUUCAGUGGACCGCGAGCAGGAGUACUUUGCAGACUUUACGUAUCGCGCGACGAAAGUUAUUCAGAAGUGA